CAGCACAACAACAACAGCAAAUGGGCUGUGAAGCCCAAUUCUGAGUCAGUCGUCAGUGAGCAAGCAGUAUAAAAGAAAAAAAAUCUAUUUUCACUUUAUUUAUUAUUAUUAUUAUUUUUUUCAAUACCUAAAAAAAAAUUUUAAAAAAAUCUGAGCUUUGUUGUUAAAUCACUUCCUCAGAGCCCACAAAGAAGUUUGCUUGCGUCUCUUCAGUUUCUUGGCUUCUGGGUAGGACACCACAAUCCGAGCAGCUUCUGCAAUCUCAAUAUGAGUCUGCACUAGACAUGUCCAAUGUCUGCCAUUCCCUGUUUCAACCAUAUGCUGUUCUUACGAUGAAAAGAGGAACUAGAAUGGGGAGGGGUUUAGAUUGUUGAACUCCAAAAAUCACCUUCCUUUUCCCUGAUCUUUGCAUCUUGUAAUCCGUAUAUGGGAUUAAUGCAUAUUGAACAUCUUCUAGCUGUAUGGAUGGCUGCUUGAACCUUUGAGUUGGUACAGAGAUGGCUUGUCCAAAUACAUCAACAUCGAAUGUGACUUCAGAAUCCUCUGAGCAAAGAGAACAUCUGACAGAUUCUAAGACAAACAUGCUUCUGCCACCACUGAACCAGCCAAGCCGGAGCUCCUCUGAUGGUCCUGUAGCCAUUCUUUGGGAUAUUGAAAACUGCCCUGUCCCAAGUGAUGUUCGCCCUGAAGAUGUAGCCGGUAAUAUCAGAAUGGCUUUGCGGGUGCAUCCAGUAAUCAAAGGAGCUGUUAUGUUGUUUUCUGCCUAUGGGGACUUUAAUGCCUUCCCCAGGCGAGUCCGAGAGGGUUGCCAGAGAACUGGUGUCAAACUCAUUGAUGUUCCAAAUGGAAGAAAGGAUGCUGCUGACAAGGCUAUCUUGGUUGAUAUGUUUCUUUUUGCCCUUGACAACCCUCCCCCUUCUUCGAUCAUGUUGAUUUCUGGGGAUGUUGAUUUUGCUCCCGCACUUCAUAUACUUGGUCAACGUGGAUAUACAGUGAUUCUUGUUAUCCCUUCUGGGGUGGGUGUUUCAUCUGCUCUCAGCAACGCUGGUAAGUUUGUCUGGGACUGGCCUAGUGUGGCUCGUGGAGAAGGCUUUGUGCCCCCUGCUAGAGCUCUAGUGCCUCCUCGAGGAGGACCAGCUGACUUCACUGGGUAUCUCAUGGGAUGCCAUAUCAAUGACUACCUAGAUUGCCAAAAUGAAGAAGAAGCUAUUGUAUAUAGGGGCAUCUCACAAAGCUAUUACAACUCAAAAGAUUUUUCAAUAGUGUCAAAAUCACUAUCAGAAUACAAUAGUGGUUCUUUGAUGAUGCCUUGUUAUCCUGCAGCUCUGAGGUCACAAAGUCUGCCUUCUGGCUUGAAUGAAGUUUCAGCAGGAUCUGUUAUGCCCAAUGAUAUUAAUGAUUCUAUUUUAUGGGUACAGCCUGGGGAUUUAAAUGGGCUAAGGGGGCAGAUUGUAAAGUUGCUCGAACUUUCAGGAGGUUGCCUGCCUCUUACUCGAGUUCCUGCCGAGUAUCAGAAAGUUUUUGGGAGAUCUCUUUAUGUAUCAGAAUAUGGUGCAUCCAAGCUUGUACAUCUCUUCAAGAAGAUGGGUGACACAGUAGCUGUAGAUGGUAAAGGCCAUAAGAAAUUUGUCUACCUAAGAAACUGGAAAGUAGGCCCAAGUGCACCACCAUUGAUUUUGUCUAGGAAGGAUAAUAGGAAAGGGAAAGGGACUCAGGAAGAGUGCAUUGAUGUUGUCACAGCUAAUGGCUCAUCAGAUGAGUUCUCAGACGAGGAAAGGGUAGUCAUUGAAGAACCUGAUGAGAGGAGGAAUAAAGGAAAGCCUAAUCUGGGAACAGCAGGUCAAUUCGAAGUUGACAAUUGUGGUCUUGAGCAGUUUAAACAUGAGCUACAAGAGAUUCUAGUAAGCUAUUCUUGUCGGAUUUUCUUGGGUUGUUUUGAAGCAAUAUACGAGCAAAGGUACAAGAAAUCCUUGGACUAUAGAAAGUUUGGUGUGGAUCGACUAGAGGAGUUGUUUGAGAAAGUUAACGAUGUUGUGAUAGUGCAUGAAGAACCAGUGAGCAAGCGGAAGUUUUUGGCUGCAGUUGGUUGCUAAGAAUCAGGUGCUUGCCAUUUCUUGUAACCUUGUGAUGUUUUUAGCUUAAAUGUAGCCCAAACGGUCGAGCAUGCUUAAGGUCGACCAGCCCCUCUCUCUCUCUCUCUCUCUCUCUCUCUCUCCAUUAAUGCGUUUCUUUCUCAAGAGUCUUUUAUGAUGUUCCACAAAACAAUUAAAGAUGAGGCUGGGAGCGCGCCUUUUUUUUUUUUUUUUUUUUUUUUUUUUUUUUUUUUGUGAAUGUGUUUUGCAUGGACUUGAAUAUUAUUGAGAUUUCCAUGUAAGACUCAUACCCGGGCCCUGUAAGUGUAACUGAUCGUCUGCUAAUGUCAGAUUUCUAUGUAAAUUAACUUGCAUUUUUAUUUUUCUUUCACAAUAAAUCAUAGUUUGUAGAAAUUCUACGUGCU
Ziziphus jujuba (common jujube) is the source of this 2497-nucleotide messenger RNA. RefSeq lists its product as uncharacterized. NCBI's taxonomy places the organism in Eukaryota, Viridiplantae, Streptophyta, Magnoliopsida, Rosales, Rhamnaceae. The record is from RefSeq and is a predicted model, not a curated record. The coding region runs from base 498 to 2093 and encodes 531 amino acids. The transcript is spliced from 4 exons. Gene Ontology annotation, cellular component: peroxisome. Gene Ontology annotation, biological process: regulation of gene expression. Gene Ontology annotation, molecular function: RNA nuclease activity.